UGGGCCCCGCCCAGCCGCUGGUCCCGGAGCUGCUAGCCGGGCUGCGGCAGGUCAACGCCAGGUUCCUGUGGCUCGACCCCUCGGGCGACGGCGAGGGUUCCCACAAGCAGCGGAUGGAGGCGGCGGUGGAGGCUGCCACCGCCGCGGUGACAGCGAGCGCUGGCGGCAGGGUGGCGGAGGCGGCGGGGGACCUCGCACCGGCGGAGGUGCAGCUCGCCAUGCUGCUGAGCUCUCACUGGCGACUGGACAGCGCCGCCGCCUCCUCCUGCCUGGCUCCCAACCCCACCCUGGGCCUCCCGUGGCGUCCUGUCGCCUGGCUGCCGGUCAGGCACAAAAGGAUUACGCUGGAGUUCAUGGUGUGCAGCAUGGUCCUGCCGCCAGCACCCACUGCUGCGACCCAACCUGCAGCGGCCCCCGGGGCGGCAUCCGGGAAAUCGGGCGCAGCGGGAGAGGCGGUAUCCGGCCUUCGCAGCUACGCCCGGUUUAAGGAGUUUGAGACGUCGCCGUGGUUUUGGCACGUGUGGUCGGAGACACUGGGUCUGGGCUUCUUAUACUAUUUGAAUCGCAUACCCACGCAGCCGCUCCUGUGCCUUCCAUCUAUCAAGAUCAACGCAGAGCCCCACAAGGCCGCGGUGGCCGCCAAGGCAGCUCCCGCCGGCGCCAUCAAGGGCGCCUGGCAGAAGCGCGGCGGCGGCCCGGGCGCGCAGCACCCCAACGCCCGGCCGCCCAUGGCACCGCCGGCGAUGCCAGUCAGGGGCCCGUGCGGGAGUAGGCCGGGGGCUGCGGGGCGGACUGUGCCUCUUGCGGCAAGCGCGCAGGUGAACGUUCCAGCUGGCGGUCGCAUGCCGCUGAAGGCCGGCGGUCACAAGCCCGGUGGAGUGCCGGGAGGCAGGCCGCUGGGUGCGGGAGGAGGUCCGGGGGGCGUCAGCCGACCCACGGGUCAUGGGGUCGGCAAGGGC
Astrephomene gubernaculifera is the source of this 959-nucleotide messenger RNA. The record is from the annotation of a GenBank genome assembly. NCBI's taxonomy places the organism in Eukaryota, Viridiplantae, Chlorophyta, Chlorophyceae, Chlamydomonadales, Astrephomenaceae.